Molecule: messenger RNA, 620 nt
Organism: Aureobasidium musti
Lineage: Eukaryota; Fungi; Ascomycota; Dothideomycetes; Dothideales; Saccotheciaceae
Source: the annotation of a GenBank genome assembly
CAAUGGCACCAAUACGACGGUACCUACGUAUCACACGCUACUCGGUGCUCGAAGUGCGCAUCUAUCUCGACAACCCCGCCCUCGCCAACUCGUGGCUCCUCAAUUCACGCGAUCCUGCACUACCACGAGUCAUUGAAGCCGUACGACCACUCGUGCUACCCAAACUGCGCGAAGAGAACGAGAAUGCAAAGAAGAAAGGCGGAAAGAAGAAGAAGGGUGUGAGGGACGUGGUUGCGCAAGAUGACUUUGAAGUCUCAAUCUUCUUGACCGAGACAUCGACCUCUCACGCCAUGCUCACAAAGCAAAAGACGUUUACACAAAAACCUCGCCUCGAAAGCAAUACCUCGAAAUUGACGAAUUAUUUCGGAAGCAAUACUGAGAAUGCUAUUCAUGUUCACGAUGAUGAAGAAGCUCCUGCUGUUUUGCUUGAAGAAGAUGCCGACGAGAUCAAAUUGGGAGAUGUUCCCGAAGUCACAGCUGGCAACNNACGAACAAACGCUCUCGCAACGAUGACGAUGACGAACAUAUCUUUGUGCAAAGCGAAGAAGAUGAGGAAGAGGAAGUACCACAGCNNCGAGAAAGAAGAAGAGCAAAGUCAAGGAUACUGCACAAGAAGAGGA